GCACUGCCAGGAAAAAAACGUGUGGUCAAAGGUGAUGAGUCAAAUGUCAAGAUGCUUUUUAUUUCCUUUCCCGGGUAAACCGUAAAACAUAGCAUUGACGUUUGCCGGACGUUUCCACUCUGUUGAUAAGUGUUAAAUAUCAGGUUUGGCUCACUAAAUUAAAUCACUUUUGACAUGGAAAUAUAUAGAGAGUCAAAGUCAUUUGAGUAUAGUGAGGAUAGUGAAUCUGAGAGCAGUUCAGAUGACGAUGAUGGAUUGUCAUGGAAACGACGAAAACAUGAUGCUGUUUCAGUGACUGCUGUUAACAAUAAUGACAACGUAGAUAAAACUAAUGGACAGAAUGGGCUAGGUACUGAAGAAUCUACAACACAAUGUGUAGGAAAAUCAUCAAAAAAAAGAAACAAUAUUUGGGCCAAAGUGAUACAAGGGCAAGAACAGCAAGGUGUUGAGUUCCAAAUUGAUAAUUUUAAUAUGGAUCCUUCCGUGUCUCUAACAGACAGGGAGGUUGAAACUUACAACUACAAAAAACAUAGAGAGCAUGAGAGACAUGGAUCACGUGGUGGACAUUACGAUGACAGAGACAAUUAUAACGAAGAACGAGACAGGGAACACGUACAUCGAGGUGAUAGACAUCGUGGAAAACGCAAAAGAAGUGCUAAAGACAGGCUAGGUCGUAGUUCACACAUCAGAGAGAGGCUAGGGAGAAAGCCCAAUGUCAGAGACCGACUUGGUGAAAGAAAAAAUCCAUAUAGCAUUCCCAUUAGGGUUAACGAAGACGAUGAUCCGGAAACUGUUGCUAAAGCAAUUAUUGAGAGACUACGAGAGCAGAAAGGCGACUUAAUACGCAGAAUUACUGAAAUCGUUGGCAAUAAAACUGCCUUGCAGCUGUUACACGAAACUGAAGAUGUAGAACAAGCUGGUGGAUUAAUGACACAGGAUGGUAAGAGACGACGACAACCAGGUGGUGUUUAUUUAACGUUAUUGAAAGCUAGCAAGAAUGUGACGAAGGAACAGUUGGAUGAAAUCAACUCCUGUAGUAAAAAAAUGGAGAAUGCUAACAAAAAGAAAGCUGAGAAGCGGAGAAAAUUCCUGAAAGCGUUGAGACGAAAACAGGAACAAACUCCAGAUGAUCCAGUUCAAUGUGGUGAAGGGGAAAGUAGUAUUAUAGAGGAGAAAAUAUCAGAGACCUAAUAUUAUUUGCAAAUCAAAUAUGAGUUAUUUUAUUUUUUUUAAGAAAGUAUUGAGAAUGUAGGGUUGGAUUACCCAGCAAAUUUCAUGCAUGUUUUUUUCAUUAACGUCUGAAUAUAUGAAAUCACAUCAUUUUGACUUUUACACACGAACACAAAUUUUACUGAAAAGAAUAAAACACAGUAUGCUCCACUAACACCAUACACACUAUGACAUUUCUUUUUUUUUUAAGACUACAUUCAUCUUUAUUACUAGUACAAAUGAAAUAUUUUUGUUUUGAAUUAGUCUCAUUCACAUUCAGAUGAGGCUUGAUGAUUGGAUUGGCCUGGCAGGCACGUCCCUCUAUUCUGCUAAUUAUUCAUUUGAUAUGCAUGGCAAUAGGUUAUUAUCCCCAUCGCAUGCAUUUAAUUAGUUAACAUUGGUGUUUCCAUGACAACGAAAUCAACAUUUUUGUGUUACCCUGGUACAUGCAAUGUUACCCCAAAGCAAAUUUGAGACCCAAAAGUACAAAAUCCAUAAUUUAAAAAAAAAAAUGUUCAACAUCAACAAAAUAAGCCCUUAUACUAAUACAUACUGAUAACACAUAUGAAAUGUUUGUACUUUUAUAAUAUA
This is a messenger RNA of Saccoglossus kowalevskii, 1800 nucleotides long. Its product is annotated as phosphorylated adapter RNA export protein-like. Gene Ontology annotation, biological process: snRNA export from nucleus. Gene Ontology annotation, cellular component: nucleus. NCBI's taxonomy places the organism in Eukaryota, Metazoa, Hemichordata, Enteropneusta, Harrimaniidae. The record is from RefSeq and is a predicted model, not a curated record.